AUGGGAGGAGCUAUUUCAAAAAAAAGAUGGGGAAAAUCAAUAAUGGAUUAAGACAAUGAUAGUGAUAGUGAUAAUUCUAAUAAAUCAAAAGAAACACCAAAAAAUUAACAAUCAUUCAUUUAUCGAAAAUUGAAAAUUGAUGAGAAUUUUCCAACUUGGCUAUAAGAAAUGUUUAAAAAACAUGGACCUUAUAAUUCUCCUGAAAAAUUAGAAAUUAAUAAAGAUUUAGAAUAUGUAGAAUAGGAAUUAGAUGAAAAUUAUUUUUUUUUAGGGUUUACUUAAAAUAAGAAAAAGCAUGGAUAUGGAGUGAUGUUGAUGAAUGAAAUAUUUUACGAGGGAAGUUUCGAAUAAGACAUGAUAAAAGGAUGGGGUAGGCAAUUAGAACCUACACUAUUAAUGGUAAAAAUAGAAAUAAUAAUAACUUAAAGGAAGGAUAUUGGGAAAAUAAUUAGAUUGUUAAAGAUAAAAUACUAAUUCAAGGGAAUAAGAAAUAUUAAGGAUAAUUUGUAAAUAAUACACUUCAUGGAAAAGGAACAAUGACAUUCGAUUAGGAAGAUGAAAUAUAUGAAGGUGAUUUUGAUUUAGGAAUUAGACAUGGUAAAGGAAUAAUGAAAAAUUUGAAAUAUGAUUGUUAAUAUGAUGGAGAUUUUUAGAAUAAUAAAAUGGAAGGCAAUGGUAUAUUAUUAUUUGGAAAUGGAAUGGAAUAUGAAGGAGAUUUUUUUAAUAAUUAAAUGCAUGGUAAAGGUUAUUUGAAAUAUCCUGAUGGAAAAUAUUAUAAAGGUAUGAAUAUUAAAAAAUAAAGGUGAAUUUUUCGAAAAUAAAAUGCAUGGUAAAGGAAUUCUAAAGGGAAUUAAUGAUAUAUAUGAUGGAGAAUUUUAAAAUGGAUUAAAACAUGGUUAUGGAAAAAUGAUAGUUAAUAAGUUUGAAUUAGUAGGGAUCUGGGUAAAUGAUAUUUUCAAAGAAGAAACUGAAUGA
Paramecium pentaurelia is the source of this 975-nucleotide messenger RNA. The record is from the annotation of a GenBank genome assembly. Lineage: Eukaryota; Ciliophora; Oligohymenophorea; Peniculida; Parameciidae.